This is a messenger RNA of Xenia sp. Carnegie-2017, 1541 nucleotides long. RefSeq names its product syndecan-3-like. The record is from RefSeq and is a predicted model, not a curated record. Gene Ontology annotation, biological process: cell migration. The transcript has a single exon. NCBI's taxonomy places the organism in Eukaryota, Metazoa, Cnidaria, Anthozoa, Malacalcyonacea, Xeniidae. Bases 124 to 1116 code for a protein of 330 amino acids. Gene Ontology annotation, cellular component: membrane; cell surface.
AUGCAGAAAUAUGAGUUGGUUCGGUAAAUAAGUGAAUUGAUAGAGCUUCUGAUUCGAGAUUAUUCUUGAAGAUUGAAACAAACACAAGUAAAACUUGAAAAUAUAUCAUUUUGUACUGGAAUUAUGAGGGGUGUUAUUGCGCUUGCUUUGUUAUGCGUUUUGACUAUUGCUAUACGUGCCGAAUCAUAUGUUGCCUCUGGUAGUGGUGACGACGCUGGUUCAAGUACGACGAAUUCAACGCAACCUUUGACAGAUUCUACUAACGAUAACGGUUCUGGUUCGGACGAUGAGGACUUUGGCAGUAGUGGUGAUGAUAGUAGUAAAACACAAACGACUGUGAAAUCAACAACUGUACUCCAGACAACAACCGAUGACAUAACAACAGUAUUAACUACAAAGGAAGCGAGCACGACGCCAUCAGACGACGAAGUCGAUUUCAGUGGAUCUGGUUCAACUGCAUCUACUGUGUAUGCUACAAACGAACCUUCUUCUACAGCAUCUGAUAUUUACAUAACAGAGUUGACAACUACUGAUACGUUGAUUAUAGCUGCGACUACUGACAAAGAGAGCCAAACGACGACCCAAAAUUCCUUGGAAGAGACGACCACUGAACAAUCUACCGUUGAAACUUCGACCACUAACACAAUGGAGAGGAUGUCAACAGAACAGCGCACGCCGAGAACAGAUUCAGACGGAAUGAAAAGCACUCAAAAGAUCGCCACUUCUACUUCAAGGCCACAGGCGGAUACGAAGAAAAUGCCAACAAGUGAUAAGAAUUACACGACAAAAAAUACUGAUGAUAAGAAUAAAGAUACUGACAAUGAUGUUGAAGUAGCUAAAAAGAAAUCUACUACCAGUAAAACUACAGUAUAUCCAACGACAAAAUUCUUACUGGCGUUGAAAGGUAGCAAGAAAGGUCGCAAAGAAGCAGCUGGAUUUACGCUCACAAUUGAAGCUAUUUGUGGUGUAGUUGGUUGUGCUGUACUGGCUUUACUUUUGAUAGCAUUUUUGAUGUAUCGACUUAAGAAGAAGGACGAAGGUAGCUAUUUGCUCGAAGAGUCUGACAUAGAAGAUUAUAAGAAGAAGCAUGCGUCUGACAAAGAAGCUUUCAUAUAAAUUUAUCCAGUUCGGUUGCGUUGUGAACAUGUUUUAGAGAAGAAUAUUUUAUAUGGAAAACAAACCGGAGAAAAUCGAUCAUUUGGCAUUCUGGCCUCAUAUAAAGUUAACUUAACAAAUAUUUUAUAUAAAGACAUUCUGCUUCGACCUUACCAAAGUGGUAUAUUAUAUUCUUCAUAGUUCAUUCUUUAAUAUCAGUUAUUCAAAAGUCCGAAUUUUCUAAAGUGACAAUGCUUGCAACGGAUGCUUGCUUGCGUUCAUUUACUUGCUUCAAGAACUUGACAAUUAAUACCGAUUUGAUUUUCCCUACGUAUUGUGUUUCGUUGUUAACGACAUGUCAAAGUAUUGUGGUUCGUUUGUUUCGGUUUUUGUAUACAUAGAUUUUGAUAUAACUCGAAUAAUUAACUUCUUUAUUCUACAUGAUA